Molecule: messenger RNA, 1488 nt
Organism: Cucurbitaria berberidis CBS 394.84
Lineage: Eukaryota; Fungi; Ascomycota; Dothideomycetes; Pleosporales; Cucurbitariaceae
Product: cytochrome P450 monooxygenase-like protein
Exons: 6
Coding region: 1-1488 (495 amino acids)
Molecular function (GO): iron ion binding; monooxygenase activity; oxidoreductase activity, acting on paired donors, with incorporation or reduction of molecular oxygen
Source: RefSeq, a predicted model, not a curated record
AUGUCUACACAAGAGGGCACUAGCUUUGAUGGCAUGCUAAGUCACAGAAGGAGGUAUAGCUUCCACCCACUCAGCAAGUUUCCUGGACCGAGACUGUGGGCCUUUACAAGAAUCCCGCAUCACAUCAGUACGUGGAAAGGCGUACGCAACCAAUCCGUGAGAGAACUGCAUAACAAAUAUGGCCAUGUUGUGAGGAUCAAUCCAGAUGAAUUGAGCUUCACCGACCCGAAUGCAUGGAAAGAUGUCUAUGGACAUGGCACCAAGGGAACGACGGGAUCUGUUCCACAUAAAAACUGGGCCACGUAUGGCCAAUCGCCCAACGGAGUCAAAAAUCUCCUUCAGGCUCGCGACAACGACCACAGUCGAAUGCGCAAGAUCUUCACGCCUGCAUUCUCUGAUCGAGCUCUCAAGCAGCAAGAACCGCUUUUCGUACGAUAUGCCGACCAACUAGUCUCGAGACUGCUAGAGGGCACAGAGGCAAACCCCGAUCAGAAGUGGGACAUGGUCAAAAUGUAUAACUUUACCACCUUCGAUGUCAUGGGCGACCUCACCUUUGGUGAACCACUUCACAUGCUCGACAACGCGGAAUACGAUCCCUGGGUGAAGGUCAUCUUCUCGAGUAUCAAAUACUCGGCCAAGCUUGGCAUACUCAAGAGUUAUCCAAGGCUAUGGCGUGCGUUCAAGACUCUCGUGCCAGAGACUGGAAACAAAAAGAGGAUCAAUCACUUCCUGCAUUCGGUCACACGAGUCACCAAGCGACUCGAAAAGGGCCGUGAGCACGAAGGCGUGGAUCUGUGGGAUCUUGUGUUGAGCCAGAAAGAAGGAAAGGGGUUGAGUCGAGGCGAAAUGGACGCCAACGCCUCUCUCUUCAUGCUUGCAGGUACUGAGACCACCGCGACAUUAGUGUCAGGCUUGACAUACUUUCUCCUGACAAAGCCCGAUAUGAGAGGAGUCACUCGCUCCGAGUGUAUGAAGAAGCUGGCCGGUGAGAUCCGUGGUACGUUCACCAGCGCAGACGGCAUGACGAUGGAACGACUUGCUGCUCUGCCCUACCUUGCAGCUUGCAUCAAGGAAGCGUUCCGCUUGUACCCCCCAGUUCCAUUAGAGAUGCCAAGGAUCACGCCGAAAGAGGGCAGUACGAUUCUCGGCCAAUUUGUUCCGCCUAACACUGCUGUCGCCAUCCCGCAGCAUGCAACGUAUACCCACAAGAAAAACUUCAAGAUGCCAAUGGAGUAUAUUCCGGAGCGAUGGCUCGGUGACAGCAGGUUUGACAGCGAUGAGAAGCUCGCACUGCAACCAUUCUCAGUGGGUUCGAGGGAUUGUGUGGGCAAGAACUUGGCCAACCACGAGAUACGUCUUAUCAUUGCAAAAGUUAUAUACAGCUUCGACCUUGAGCUAGCGCCCGAGAGCAAUGAAUGGACGGACCAACUGACUUUCAUUUUGUGGGAGAAGAAGCCGCUGAUGUGCAAGCUGCAUGCGGUGAAGUGA